AUGGUGACAGUGCUUAGCAUUGCUGCUAACUACUACAAUGAUUACUUCAUCGAGCGAAGAGACGACCGCACUGUGCAUCUUCCUUUGGCUGGAUCACCCGUUUACAUCGUGGGCAUUGUUUUAGCUUAUUUAUACUUCGUGCUACGCUGCGGUCCACGUCAUAUGGCGAAUCGUAAGCCGUACAAUGUUCUCCACAUGAUAAAGGCUUACAAUUUGUUCCAAAUGGUUGCGAAUGCUAUGCUGUUUCUGCGCAUUUGUUAUAAUGUUUUCAUUCUGUAUGACAAUUUUUCCUUUCGCUGUCAACCGAUCGACUACACGAGAUCAAGGGCAGGGAUGGAUGAAGUUUACUUCAGCUACGCCUACUUCUGGCUCAAGCUGUUCGACUUAGCCGAUACGAUAUUUUUCGUUUUACGCAAGAAACAAUCCCAUGUUUCGUUUCUGCAUGUGUAUCACCAUUCGUUCAUGGUAGUAACCACCUAUUGCGCUCUAGUGUUCGUUCCCGGAGGUCACGUCUUACUGCUCGGUCUGUGGAAUACACUGGUACAUGCGAUAAUGUACUUUUACUAUUUUCUCACAUCACUGGGAGCACAGAACAGCAGCGUGUGGUGGAAAAAAUAUCUCACGAGACUGCAGCUGACUCAGUUCAUACAUCUAGCAUUCCAUUUUGGACGCCCGCUGGUCAGUGGGAAUUGCAACUUCCCAUCGUUUUGGCUGUGGUACGGAUUUCUGCAGGCAAUCAUUGUGCUGGGAUUGUUUUUAGACUUUUACAUCAAAACGUACAACAAGCGCGAUAGAAAUAGUACCCCGAACAAAGUGAAAUCUGAAGUGAGAGGAAAGGUUAAUUGA
Messenger RNA from Anopheles marshallii, 846 nucleotides. RefSeq names its product elongation of very long chain fatty acids protein AAEL008004-like. The transcript has 3 exons. Bases 1 to 846 code for a protein of 281 amino acids. The record is from RefSeq and is a predicted model, not a curated record. Lineage: Eukaryota; Metazoa; Arthropoda; Insecta; Diptera; Culicidae. Gene Ontology annotation, biological process: fatty acid elongation, saturated fatty acid; fatty acid elongation, monounsaturated fatty acid; sphingolipid biosynthetic process. Gene Ontology annotation, cellular component: endoplasmic reticulum membrane. Gene Ontology annotation, molecular function: fatty acid elongase activity.